AUGUCAUCAAACGCUCCCUCUAUCGAUGGGCCCUCUGCCCUCACCUAUCGUCGUACCUUUUUCAUCCUCGCCGCAUUUGCAGGUACUCUAGCUCUCACACAGCUCCAUCGAUAUUUCUUCUCUCCUUCUGGGGCUUCCCAGACUAUCCAUAGACGGAAUGCGGUGCGGCACCCAAGACAUUCCCAGAGACGGGGCGGGAUAUCUCUACCCAGCGGAGAAACGUAUGAAUCCUCCAGUCCGCUAGCACCAUCACUUGCGCUCGCCCAGCGUGAACAAGAGGGCAGAAGCUAUGGUCAUUUCAGCAUUCAGGUGGAUGCUGACCGCACCCUGGAAUGCCCCCUUUUGCCUUCGCAGUUGGCCUCUGUAGAGCGCAUACAACGGGAAGUUGGAGCUAACCUGGAGAGCGCAAACUUGAUGCGCCAUCUGAUUGAGGACGAGUUUCUUACGAGGUUCCUAAUGGCUGAGUUCCCACCCUCGCAUGUCAUUCUUCUCUCUACCGGAGAAUGGAGAUAUUUGCUCAACGAGCUCACGUCUCGUGGAAUCUCAGAGAUUGCGGUCAACAAUGCCUUUACGCGGUUCAAUGAAAAUCCACACUUUGGGGAACAGCAGAGUCCUGGACGGCCGGAAGAUCAGGGUGCGAAUAUGAUGAAUGGCAAUGAUAUAUCCCCAGAGCAGGCUCUCCCACCUCAGCCCGAGAUAGGGGACACCACCAUGGAUGAUCAGAGUCUAUUUUCAUGGAGAGACGGUACCAAUGACACAGCUCCGCCGAGAGAGGGGCAGAAUCUAUUGAACUUGCUUUAUCAUAUUGCUGAGGAUCAAGCAAGACGCGAUGGCUACAUACACCGUGGCGUAACAUGCAACAGCUGUGGUGUUAUGCCAAUCCAAGGAAUCAGGUAUCGCUGUGCAAACUGCAUAGACUAUGACCUCUGUGAGGCUUGCGAAGCAUCUCAAGUCCAUAUCUUAACGCACUUGUUUUACAAAGUCCGAAUACCCACCCCGUCUCUGGGAAGUGCAAAACAGGUCCAACCAGUUUUAUAUCCAGGGAAGCCGAACAUGCUUCCCCAGACUCUCCCCAGAAAUGUGUCAAAGAGACUUAAAAAGGAAACUAACUUUGAAAAUACCGAAGUUGAUGCGCUGUGGGACCAGUUUAGGUGCCUUGCAAAUACUGAAUGGGCCGAUGAGCCCAAUGGUCUUCCUCUGGCCAUUGAUCGUAAGACAUUUGAUAGAUGUUUUAUUCCAAAUCGUCCUCCGCCCCCGAGCCUUAUUUAUGAUCGGAUGUUUUCCUUCUACGAUACGAACGGUGAUGGACUGAUAGGAUUUGAAGAGUUCUUAAAAGGGCUGGCGAGCUUUAGUAAUAAGAGCAUGCACGAGAGGCUUAAACGAAUUUUUGCGGCUUAUGAUAUAGACAGAGAUGGCUACGUUGAACGAAAAGAUUUCUUGCGAAUAUUCAGGGCAUAUUACACCUUGAGUAGAGAUUUAACUAGGGAUAUGAUAUCUGGGAUGGAGGACGAUUUCAUGGAAAGCGGAUCUCGAGAUGUUAUAUUAGGAAGCCAGCCUGUAAGUGCUGCAUUUCCUGGAACCAUACCUGGGCCAGACCCAUCUAGAGCGGGUGAAGGCAAACGUACAAAUUUGCAGGGAGAUCUGGAGAUAAUCGAUAACGAGGGUCCCCUGAGGGAGGAUGGUGAUGAAACAGGUGAUAGAAAUAUUGUUUUAGGAGAUGCAGCUCUAAGGGAUACACUUGGGCCCAAUCGCCCUCUCCAGCGAAAUCCAUCAAGGUCAGAUAGGCUGCCUCAUGGGCCUUUCUACGGGCCCCUAUCAAGUGAUUCUCUUAUUGAUCACAGAGGAGACGGGUAUGACCUUGUUUGUUGCGAUGCAUAUCCAUGCGAGAACUUUUUGAAUUGGCCUCCAGCAGAACACGUUGAGCGUCAGGAUAUCAUCAACGCCCUAGGUGCAUAUGUACCGCUAGAGGAUGUUACAGACUUUGUUGAUAGAGCUAGGAUUGGAACCUGCCUUAUUGAGCGACUAAAUGCAGCUGAAGCGGAACAUCAGUCGAACAUUAGGCGAGAGGGUAUUGAAGAAAGAUGGCGGCGACGAGCAUUUUACCUUGAUGAGGAAGAGGGAACAACUGGGCGGCCAAUCUACCAUGGGAAUGAGGAUGAGUAUGAGGCAACAUCUGAUCGAGAAUGUAACGAGGACUCAGAUUGGCAUAACCCUACCCAAAGGUCCAGGUCAUCUUCUAAGGUUCGCUUCCAGGAUGAUGUCACAGAUAACGAAUACGAGACUCGCUCAAACCAGUCUACCUCCUCACGCAGCAUCCCACUAGGUGAGCGAUGGGGUGGCUAUGAAAUCCCAGAAGUUGAGAGGGAUGCAGGAAAGGAAAUUCUCUAUCAGGUCACCCAGCAAGGAUUAAACGAGCUGUUGGAUCUCAUUUUUAAGCCGAAAGAAGAUCUUCUUAUGGAAGCGUAUCGCACUCGUGCAGAACGGAAGCGAUGGGCCAAAGAGAUUGAAAGGUUUCAGGAGGGCAGGUAUCGAUCUAAGGAUACAAAUAAUUACAGCACCAGAAACCAGGAUAAUCAUGAUCAAGAAAAUACAGAGUCUGUUCCUGGUGAUAGGUCCCUGAAAGACCUUCUGGAUGAGAGUGGUUUUACCGUUGAUCCAGAAUUCCUUGAGCAAGUUGAUCAAGAUGAAGAUGGCUUUGAUCAAAAUUAUCAGUCUCAGCCCGAAGAUAGUAUAGUAUCGGAACAUUUAAGUGAUCAGGAAAUUGAAUACUUGCCUCUAGCACCUGAGAGUGAGGCUUUCCAGGUUGACGGCGAGUCACCAUUAUCUCAAGAGAGCAAUGCACCUCAACUCCCCGACCCUACUCUACCACAAAAUCGACCAAACGAGGAAGACUUAGUUGCUCUCACGCGUCUGCCUCAUAUAACUGAAAUACCACGCUGCACUAAUCACCCUUCGCGACCACAUUCUGCAGAGCCACACCCGAUAUAUGAAUCCGCAUCUACGUCGACGUCGGCCUCUGGGCCUUCCCAUCAUCGGCUCACUCACCAAUCUAUGCCUCGCAACCGCUCAUUACCUCUUCGACUUCGGUUUCAACAGUCUCCUCCACCAAAUCAUGCACGAAGCAACUCCAGCUCUUCAUUAGGAUCAUCGUCUUCUUCCCCAUCUGCAAAGAAUGCUGUUCUUCCCUCACCACCACCAUCCCCAAAGAUUCUAUCCCGCUGGGCUCGGUUAAACCAUGCUGAGCAAGAAGCCAAAGAACGAGGCGGUUCGGGAGCCAAGCUAAACUUUGAUGAAUUUGCCCUUAGAAUGCAGGGAGAAAGGGGGAAAAGACUUGGUUUUGUGGCAAGCUGGAUCGAUAUGACUACUUUUUGA
This is a messenger RNA of Microsporum canis CBS 113480, 3372 nucleotides long. Its product is annotated as EF hand domain-containing protein. The coding region runs from base 1 to 3372 and encodes 1123 amino acids. Gene Ontology annotation, molecular function: zinc ion binding; calcium ion binding. NCBI's taxonomy places the organism in Eukaryota, Fungi, Ascomycota, Eurotiomycetes, Onygenales, Arthrodermataceae. The record is from RefSeq and is a predicted model, not a curated record. The transcript has a single exon. Gene Ontology annotation, cellular component: intracellular membrane-bounded organelle; membrane; cytosol.